Nannizzia gypsea CBS 118893 is the source of this 936-nucleotide messenger RNA. RefSeq lists its product as hypothetical. The record is from RefSeq and is a predicted model, not a curated record. NCBI's taxonomy places the organism in Eukaryota, Fungi, Ascomycota, Eurotiomycetes, Onygenales, Arthrodermataceae. Gene Ontology annotation, biological process: inositol catabolic process. Bases 1 to 936 code for a protein of 311 amino acids. The transcript has 2 exons. Gene Ontology annotation, cellular component: cytoplasm. Gene Ontology annotation, molecular function: iron ion binding; inositol oxygenase activity.
AUGGCGCCGGGGAAGCUUGUGGAUACAGAGCCAUGCUCAAUACCUGAUAGCCAUUUAUUGGAACAAAUAUCAGACGAUGUCGACCUCGUCAAUGUUAUGAAGGCGAAGCUAGCGCAGUCCAGCUCACAGCCGUCAUCACCUAUUGACAAGGAGAAAGAUAAAUCGAAAUUCCGGCAAUAUGACAAAGCCUGCGAGAAAGUCAAGGCCUUUUACCGGGAGCAACAUGAGAAACAAACGGUGGCGUACAACAUCGAAGCAAGACGACAGUUCCACUCAAAAGUCCGCGCGCGAAUGACCGUCUGGGAAGCAAUUGAGAAACUCGACACCCUUAUUGACGAGUCAGACCCGGACAUCUCACUCUCCCAAAUCCAUCAUCUACUUCAGUCAGCCGAGGCCAUUAGACAUGACGGAAAACCACGGUGGAUGCAACUAGUUGGCCUUAUCCAUGAUCUCGGGAAACUUCUUUUCUUCUUUGGGGCUCAGGGUCAGUGGGAUGUUGUUGGAGACACCUUUCCAGUUGGCUGCGCAUUCGAUGAACGAAUCAUAUACCCGGAAACCUUUGUCAACAAUCCAGACUCGACUCAUGAGGUUUACAGCACAAAGUUUGGCAUAUACACCCCAAACUGUGGAAUGUACAAUGUCAUGCUCUCGUGGGGCCAUGACGAAUAUCUUUACAAUGUUGUGAAAACGCAAUCAACGCUACCAGAGGAGGCACUGGCCAUGAUAAGAUACCACUCAUGCUAUCCAUGGCACACUGAAGGAGCUUAUCAGGAACUCAUGGAUGAGAAUGAUCAUCGAAUGCUCAAGGCGGUGCAGGAGUUCAACCCUUACGAUCUAUACAGCAAGAGUGACAAGAUCCCAAACAUCGAAGAUCUCAAGCCCUACUACCUCGAACUCAUCGAUGAAUUCUUCCCAAACCAGGUCAUAAACUGGUAA